CAUGUGCGUCGAUAAGCGAGCUUGAAUAGAGCUUCGCAUCCUCCUCCCCAUUGUACCAGGCCCGUUUGAAUUCGACAUAGCACACAGGUGCUUCUUCUCCAAGAUGUCCCAAGGAGCAGGCCGGGAGGCCGUCUUUCCAACACGGCAGGCCCUUGGUCAGAUGAACAACAAAUUGAAGGGAGCUCAGACAGGACACAGUCUGCUCAAGAGAAAGAGCGAGGCCUUGACCAAACGAUUCCGAGAGAUCCUCAAACGAAUCGAUGAGGCCAAACGGAAGAUGGGUCGAGUUAUGCAGAUUGCUGCCUUCUCUCUGGCCGAAGUAUCGUAUGCAGUUGGAGGAGACAUAGGUUAUCAAAUCCAAGAGUCUGUCAAGACGGCCCGGUUUCGUAUCAAAACAAAACAAGAAAACGUCUCUGGUGUUUUCUUGCCACAAUUUGAAGGAUACACCAAGGACGAGAUCAACGACUUUGGAUUGACAGGUCUUGGAAAAGGAGGGCAACAAGUGCAAAGAUGUCGAGAAACCUAUACCAGGGCCGUUGAGACACUCGUCGAGCUGGCCAGCUUACAGACAGCAUUCAUGAUCUUGGACGAGGUCAUCAAGGUCGUGAACCGAAGAGUCAAUGCGAUUGAGCAUGUCAUCAUUCCAAGAACAGAAAACACCAUCAAAUACAUUAAUUCCGAGUUGGACGAACUUGAUCGAGAAGAGUUCUACAGACUAAAGAAGGUAUCGGGCAAGAAACAAAGGGACCAAGCUGCAGCAGACGCCGAGAUCAGAAAACAGAGAGAGGCACAAGCUGCAAAAGGCCAAAGCAACGAGGAACCAGAGGCGGAGUCUGCAACCCAGGACGUUCUGGGAGAACAUGAGGAUGAUGAUGUUAUCUUUUAAAGCGAUUUCAUGCGCAGGUUCUGCUGGCCACUUUAUCCACCAACGCCGCUGCAAUGUACCAAGUACUGUAAAAGUACCCAACCCGAUGUCAAUGUAUCGGGGGUAUUAAAUCCCUGGGUUGACACUUAUCGUUCUGUUCUCGUCACCCAGCCUGGCCGUAAUGAAACAAUACUAAGC
Molecule: messenger RNA, 1063 nt
Organism: Exophiala oligosperma
Lineage: Eukaryota; Fungi; Ascomycota; Eurotiomycetes; Chaetothyriales; Herpotrichiellaceae
Product: V-type proton ATPase subunit D
Exons: 5
Coding region: 104-886 (260 amino acids)
Biological process (GO): vacuolar acidification
Cellular component (GO): fungal-type vacuole membrane; vacuolar proton-transporting V-type ATPase complex
Molecular function (GO): proton-transporting ATPase activity, rotational mechanism
Source: RefSeq, a predicted model, not a curated record